UACCAAUUUUAUGAAGAAAAGAAUACACGUUUGCACAUACUACCAUACCCAUAUACGUAUCCUACCGUAUCAUGUACGGUUAAGCAUUUAACCCACCCACGAUUAGCCCAAUGUGUUUAGACCCUUGAAUCAUGAUCCUUGUUGAUAGGUGCACGCUGCAUUUUCAUGUGUCUAACUUGUACCAAUUCCAUUAUAUAAAUAUUAAAGCCCUUUGUUUUAUAAUUCCAUUUUCCUUCCGUAUCUUGUUUCUUCUCUGCAUCCUUGGGAUCUUUUGCAUAGACCAACCCCAGAAGAAGAAGGAAAAAAAAUAAAAAAAAUAAAAAUCAACCUUUUUGUAAAUACCCACCUUUUGUUCUGCUAAAGAUUCGAUUUUCUAUUUUAAUUUGUUUAUGCUAUUUAUCUUUUUGGAUCCCAAUUGGGUUUGAUCUUACUCUUACUCUUUCAAUUUGGUGAUUGCGUUGUGGUGUUGUUUGUGUUUUAAUUUUCCCUAGAUAAAUCUGAUGUUAUCAAAUUCAUGAAAUCUUGUGAUGAUUAGAUUUUGUUCAGGGUUUGGGUAGGGGGUUAGGUUUAGGGUUUGCUUUGAAUUGGUGUGGUGGUUGGAUUUUGAUCUGGGUAUGCAUGACUUUCCUUGGGAUUUAAUUGGGUUUUGGAAAUUCGAACAUAGUUGAUCCCCAAUCUUUUAUGAUGGGAUUCUUUUCUAUUUCUUCAUUCUAGUGGGUUCUAAUUUUUUGUUUGUUUUGGUGAUUGGAUUGGGGUGCAAUUGGAAUCUCCUACAAUUGCCAUGUUUGUUAUUAAGGCAGGGGUUUCUUGAUGGGAAUCAUAACUAGUUUGCUUGAUGAUCUAUAUAAAAUUCAGUAUUAGAUGCCUUGUUUGGUCAAAUGAGUGGUUCCCUGCUUGUUCUUGAAUCUUGAGAACUUGCAAAACUUUUUGGGUUGAUACUACUGUAUGGUGUUUUGUUUUGUGAUUUUUAAUGUUGUCUAUUGGUUUCUACUUGAUAUUUGAUAUAUGAGCAAAGAAUCAAAUUUGAUACUAUAGUUUGUGAUUCAUCUCCAUUCAAUUGAUUAUAUGUCUCUAAUAGUUCUUAAUGCCUCCAUGCUUUUGGACUAUUGAAGGGUAUUUUGGACAGGCAUCCUGAAUGUGUAAAAUUUGAUGAUCUUAAGUAGCAAUAAUGUGGACACCUAGAUUGCAUUAGAUAGGAAGAAAUCCUGCCUACACCGCUAACCUUACUCUUUGAGGCUAUUAUUGUUAUCAUAAGUUUUUACCUUGACUUGCAUUCUACAAACCCGUCCUGAUAAUGUCUUAUUUGCUUCCCCAAGAACUAAGACCAACAUGCUGUUCAGGAAAAUAAAUCUAGCCACCCAUGAUAUAUUCAGAGAGUUGCUUCUGUAAGAAUAAUGCAUUGAAGCCACUGCAUUUCUUAUUCACUAUCUUGCUUAAUGUUCCUGUAAAUUUUACCCAAUAUCUAGACAGUCUCAUUUCUCCAUCUAUCCCUUUUCAUAGUGUCCAUGGAACUAUGUGAAUUCUGGAUUUUCUUGUUGAGUUUCAGUUCCAUUCGAAUGCACUUCUAGGUUGAAUUACACUAUUACGGACAGCCACUCCUUUGUUUGAUGUUCCUAAGGUACAAAACAACAUAAAUGGGAUUCGUUGACAACCUUAGAGCACAGAAUUGAUCCAUGUUGUGAUCUAGGAUAUUAGAUGAUUCACCAAUGAACAUUUUAGAUAGCAAACUCUCUCAAUAUCAUCUUGUUCAAAGGAUAGUGUUUAGUUGAUGAAAUAGUUUGAUUGGAGUGUCCUUAUUUCUCUGUUUAUAUGCUUCUAUUUCUCACUGCUGAUUCCUAUAUUUUAAAUUUAUUUGAUAUUGAAAUAUAUUGGAUUGAGAUCUUGUGUUACUUAACAUAGUUUUUUUUCCUUCCUUUUUGGUGGUAUACCUGCAGAUUUUGGGCUUGUUGGUGAUUCUGUUGUACAGAAGUGUUCGUUAGUUAUACAUUUGUCCAAGAUUGUAGUAUUCAUUGAUUCAUUUUUUCUAACGUACUUUGGAGCAUUGCAUAAGUGAUUGCCCUGUGAUUCUUUUGUGAAGUCAUCUAAAGGUUCUAUAAUUACAAAUUGAUACUCAGAAGCCUCCGGUAGGGAAUAUAGCUAGAGCUUAUUGCCUUGGUAAGUUUACAAGCAAACAGUAAAGCAUGCUGUUACCCCCUUGUAAUAUAUUUCCUUUCUACAAGUUGCCUUUUGCAUUGCCAUCACUGAAUCAUUGUGUGAACUAUUUAAUUUCCUUGUUUUAUAUGGAUCUCCUUUUUCAUAUUUUCCAUUGAUCACUGUUUAUUAGUCAAAUAUACAUGUUAAAAAUGAAUAUUAACGCUUAGUUUUCUUCUAUGAGUAAGCUGAUUUUAUGAUGAGAAGACUUCUUUUUUUUUGUAUGAGGAGGCUGGAUUUUACAAUGAGCCAGAAAACCUUCUUAAAAGUUUCUACUGUAUGAUAAAUAUUCUUUUGGAAUUUGACUCAUGAAAUGAUAUACUAAUAGUAACUAAAGGAAAGUUCAAUUACAUUGAAAGUUAAAACAUUUGUAUAUCUCAUGUUCAGGUUUUGAUAAAGAUACAAAGAGUAGUUUCGGUGGAUAAGUUUUAUUGUCAUAGACAUACCUAAUCAAAUUAAUUUUGGUUCACUUGUUAAUCAAUGACACUGUUCUAGUAUAAGCCAUUCAGUAUCCUAAUGAUAUGCUGGUUGCAAAUCAAAGAUGAUAUUGUUAUAUUGAUGUCAUCCAUUAGGAACUAUCAAGAAAUAAUGCACUUUUGUUUAAAAUUAUGAAUCAAAUGAUGCUAUUGGGCAACCUAAUAUCUUAGUUAGUGGUACUUUUUGUCAACAGUUUGUUUAGCUAACCAUAUUAUUUUUACUUUUAGUCUUUUAUAUUGAUUUCCUUAUAGUCAAGGAAAUGAAGAUUUCUUUGUCAGGGAAGUUUGAACAUCUGAGGAGUGAAAAAAUUAAGUGUAUUAUACUUCUGAGUCAACAUAAUAGAACCCAAGAUGAGGAUUAUAUGUGGAUGAUCCCAAAUAUCUUGAAUUUUAUUUGUGAUGUUUCUAUUCAUAUUGAAUCAUGAUGAAUUUCAGUUAAAUCUCAAAAUCACGCAGAGAAUCCAAACUUAUAUGUGUUUUAUCAUGUGUGAUAAGGAUAGUCCGUAGGCAUCACUGUUGUGUGAAGAAAAGAGCAAACAUUAUACAAGAUUGAGUCAAAGUCAGUUUUCUCUUUUGUGACUUUUAUUCCAUUUCUAUUGUUGGUAAGGGGUAAGGAAAGGAAAAUAUAAUCAAAUCAAGAGAAAUACAAGGAAAUUGGAUAAAAGGAAGUGAGUUUUAGUCUGUAAGCAAUAUUGUCAUUCAAUCUUGUCACCUUCCUUCUUCCUGUUUUUUAUACAUUCUUGUUCACAUUCAUUACACGAGGACAAAGCUUAAGUAGUUCAUACUAAGUUUAUUAUACCUAGUUUUGUUUGUUACCCUUUUUAUUUUUCUCUAUGCUUGCUCCAAGAUAUAUAGAAUUGUUCUUCUAUUGUUGACCAUGUAUUUUGUUUUUAUGUCAAAGAAUGUGUGCAUGUUGUCUUGUUAUGAAAAAAAAAAUUGUCUGGUACCCUGGUUAUCUGCUUCCUAUUCUAAUGAGUUCAAUAUGUUGAGUAGUUAACACCGUGCGAGGAAGAUGACUGGUGUUAAGAGAAGAUUAUGUAGUGAUUCAGAUAUCCAUGCUCUUCACAAAGAAUUGGAUGAAGUUUCAUGUCCUAUCUGCAUGGACCAUCCACAUAAUGCUGUUCUCCUCCUUUGCAGCUCUCAUGAGAAGGGCUGCAGGUCUUACAUUUGUGAUACCAGUUAUAGGCAUUCAAAUUGCUUGGACCGAUUUAAAAAAAUGAGGGACAAUUCUAAGGAGAACCAAAAUUUACCCAGUACUUUAGGAAACCCAAACAACUCUGGAUCAAGACAGGGUGAUGCCCAAGAUCCAAGUAGACAUUUAGAUCAACAUGAUGAAGGCAUUUUAGAAACUGCUGAUUCUGAGACCUUGCAGGACAGGGCUGUGCUUGAGGAUUUAGAUGUAGAUAAUUCAUCUGAGUCAAAACUGAGCUUGAAAUGUCCUUUAUGUCGAGGCACUGUGUUGGGCUGGGAGGUGAUUGAAGAGGCUAGAAAUUAUCUGAAUAUGAAGAAGAGAAGUUGCUCAAGGGACUCAUGUUCGUUUGUUGGUGAUUAUCUGGAAUUGCGCAGGCAUGCAAGGAGAGUUCAUCCUACUUCUCGCCCCUCUGACAUUGAUCCUACAAGAGAAAGAGCCUGGCGACAUUUUGAGCGCCAGAGAGAAUAUGGUGAUAUUGUGAGUGCUAUUCAGUCUGCCAUGCCAGGAGCUGUGCUAGUCGGGGAUUAUGUUCUGGACAAUGGAGAUGGUAUUGGUAGGUUAUCAGAUGAACGUGAAGGACACAUGGGUAAUGCUAAUGGGCCUUGGUUAACAACCACCAUCUUGUUUCAAAUGAUGGAUAGUACCAUUGAAAUUGUUAGGGAGCCAAGAGCUCAUUCAAGUGCAUGGACAAGGCAUCGUCGUUCAUCUGACCGCAGGCGCUAUCUUUGGGGUGAGAAUUUAUUGGGUCUGAAUGAUAAUGAAGUUGAGGAUGAUCUACGUUUAUUUCGGGAUGUGGGUGAAGAUACAUCUCCCGUGCCAAGGAGGCGUCGACGUUUGACCCGAACAAGGUCCCAUGAAGAUCAACCAUGAUGAUUGCCAUCACUUAUCUGCAUGCAGAACUUGUUCAAAGUUAUGCAUGGGAAAACAUGCAUUCAGGCCUAUGUACCGACUUUGGAACAUGUAGAGUAUGCUGAAGCAGCAAGUUCAGAAUAAAUCAUGGACAAAUAUCCUUAAAACACAAGUUUCACUUAAACAAGGAGAAUCUCUGGAAGGAUGUUUUCAAAGGUUUCUUGAAUUUAAAGGCAUUUUGCCUUGGGAGCACAACUUCUGGAUGAUUGGCAGGUUGUUGCAUAGUUAAUAUUGGUAUUAUGUAUAACAUACUGUGAAUCUACUGUUCAAUCAUUAUUUCUACUAGAUUGAUGUUUGUUUUAAGCUUGGGAUGGGAAUACUAUGUGAUUUUUAUGUGGCACAUUGUAUCUUUAUUUGCUGGCAUGUCACAAUAAAUCUAGGUGAAUGUUGCAUGUUUGUAAAGGCUAUGCU
Molecule: messenger RNA, 5178 nt
Organism: Abrus precatorius (Indian licorice)
Lineage: Eukaryota; Viridiplantae; Streptophyta; Magnoliopsida; Fabales; Fabaceae
Exons: 3
Coding region: 3679-4728 (349 amino acids)
Source: RefSeq, a predicted model, not a curated record